AUGUACUCAAGAGGGUUAAUUAGACCCGAGGACUCAAGUGUACUCCUCCCCCCCCCCACCCCCUCACAGGUGGGCGUGUCGGUGGAGGCUCUGGACCAGCUGGCGCAGCAGAUACCGGUCUCCAGCGCGGCCGUGUCCACCGUGGACUCCUUCCUGCUCUUCACCCAGAAGAUGCUGGACAGCCUGUACAACUUCGCGGCGUCCUUCGCCGUGACGCCGGCCCAGAUGGAGCCCAGGUCCUCGGAGACCUUCGUCCCCUCCGGCUGCAUCCUCAGGUGGUACGAGAACUUCCAGCGCAGGCUCAGCCAGAACCCCAACUUCUGGAAGACCUGAACCCCAAAGAGUAGAGACAGUUUCCACAGUGCCUACAGCACGGGGGGGGGGGGG
Molecule: messenger RNA, 387 nt
Organism: Etheostoma cragini (Arkansas darter)
Lineage: Eukaryota; Metazoa; Chordata; Actinopteri; Perciformes; Percidae
Product: protein Hikeshi-like
Exons: 1
Coding region: 1-333 (110 amino acids)
Biological process (GO): protein import into nucleus
Cellular component (GO): nucleus; cytosol
Molecular function (GO): Hsp70 protein binding; nuclear import signal receptor activity
Source: RefSeq, a predicted model, not a curated record